CGCCGCGCCCCCUGCCCCACCUCCGCUCGUGGUUGCCAUGAAGACCGGGUCCGGGACCGGUCGACUGCCAGACUCGGGCGGGAGGCUGAGCUUUCCUCGGCCUGAGCCAGCCAGAACCCGGGCCCCGCGCUCACCCUUCUCCGCCGCCACGUCCGCGAAGGCCUCACGCACGAGGCCAGGCAAGGCCCCAAGGCGCCCACCACUUCACGACACCGGAGUGAACCGGGCGCCAGAGACCGCGACCCCCCUGCCCCGAAUCCGGCCGGUGGGAGUGGCUGCAUUUGAACCAAACGGCCUUCGCGGGCAGCAGCCGUCGCCCCGCAGUCCCGGGGGCUCCCGAGGGCCUGUGACCGACGCCGGCCUCCGCGUCUUCGUUCCCGAAGCCCCGGGAACCAUCCGCCCUCGGGAGACCAUGCUGCAGAUGCGAGGAAAGCCGUUUCCUGGAACAUUGGAAUUCUAACCCCAGGGUGAGGGACUCACGACAGGCGAGGGGCAGACAUGCUGAACUCCACGGGCGAACUGGAGUUUUCGAACGAAGACGAUCCCGAGAUCAUCUCCCAACUCACUUCCUUGCCUCUCUCCGGUGGGAAAAGCGCAGCUGGUGUACCCGAGAAAACGGGCUAUCCGGACUCCGUUUAUGUCAUGGCAGCCAACAUUUUUCAGGGUAUUCGAAUCGAAAAGUCGGCACAGAAAGUCUUAAUCAAGUAUGGGAAUGAACCCCUGCGGUCCUUGUCCGCGUCUGAGGAUCAGUCCUUUCAGCGUUUGUCUUAUGAGCUGGCUUUCAGUGCCCUGAAAUAUCAAGAUAUUUUGGAAACUAUAUUGAUAGACAGCUGUAUCUUCCCAAGUACCACAAUACCAGAUCAUUUGAGCAGUCUUAUUAUUGUGAUGCUAUAUGAUUUCCAAGAUAGAAAAUUUCAAACUCGUGUCCUUUCUGAUAAUGAAGAGUCCAUAUCAGAAGUUCAAGAAGUAGAGAACCUUCUUAACAGUUUUAAGAUAAAGUUGGCUGCGGCAUUGGCAAGAUGUCGAAUCAAGCAUGAUGCCCUUUCAAUUUACCACAUCCUUCCAGAAACAGUUAGGAAACAGGAACUAAGGGCCUCCACUUUACCACUUUAUGCUUGGAUAAAUACUUGUAAAAUCAGCCCUGAAGAAGUUUAUAAUAAUUUGAAGAGAAGAGGCUAUAAUAAAGUCAAAUCUGUAUUGCAUAUUGAUGAUAAAGUCUUUGCUGUGGAUCAACAUUGCUAUGAUGUCUUAAUUUUUCCAUCUCAUCUUAAAAAUGAUCUUAUAAAUAUAGAUCUUUUCAAAGAUUACAAACUUAUAUUUCAGGACAAAUCUCGAAGUCUUGCUGUCCAUUCUGUAAAGGCUUUAUUAAAUAUGGAUGAUGAUAUCUUAAUGGUCAAUACAGGUUCAUGGUACACAGUUGCCCAUAUGUCAAUUUUAACAAAUAAUAAUACCUCAAAAGUAUUUGUGUGUGGAGUACAAUCACAAGCUAAGGAUUCUGACUUGAAGACCCUUUUCACAAAAAUGGAAUGUAAAAAUAUUGAAAUACUUCAUGAGACAUUUAUUAACAUUGAAUCAAAGGAUCACAGGUUACAGAAAGUUAAAGUGAUUUUGCUGCUACCUCGUUGUUCAGGACUGGGUGUUAGUAAUCCAGUAGAAUUUAUUUUAAAUGAACAUGAAGAUACAGAAUUCCUUAAAGAUCACUCUCAAGGAGGCAUAUCCGUGGACAAACUUCACGUUCUUGCUCAACAGCAGUAUGAACAGCUCACACAUGCAAUGAAAUUUACUAAAGCUCAAGCAGUUGUUUACUGCACAUGUUCAGUUUGUCCAGAAGAAAAUGAAGCUGUUGUUAAGAAAGCACUGGAAUUUCAAGACCUUGGGAAUAAAGGACAACCUUAUAGGCUUAGUCCUCCUGUUCUUCCACUGUGCUCCUUAAAGGAAAUUCAAUUGUGUACUGAUACAUUUUUCAGAAUGGAACCAUCUGAAAUUACCAAUGGUUGUUUUCUUUCUAUUUUAACAAGGGAGCGGGACCCUUCUGAGACAGUGUCUGUGAAAGAUGUUUUGGCCCGAGCUGCAGCCAAGGGUCUACUGGAUGGGAUUGAGUUGGGUAAAUCAUCAAAACGAGAGAAGAAGAAGAAAAAAUCAAAAACAUCAUUGACAACAGGUGCCACUACUGAUAAUGGCAUCCAAAUGAAAAUUGCUGAGUUCCUGAAUCGAGAAACUAAAGCCAGUGCUAAUCUAUCAGAGACUGUAACAAAACCACCUCUUCCUCAGAAAAAUACUGCUCAAGUGGGGGCUUCCUCACAGACCAAAAAACUCAAGAAGCUGGCCCCCCAUCCUGCAGUGCCUACAUUUAUGAAGAACACUUGUCCCUCCAGACCGCAUGAACGGCAGACACACUUCAUAAGACCUCGGCCAGAAGACAGAAUGGUUGCUCUGAAACCCGUCGAGAUUGUUCUGCCUCCAGUCUUUAUGCCAUUUUCAAGUCCCCAAGGGAUCAGAUCUCAGAUGCCAACUCAACAUUUGUACUGUCGUUGGGUUGCACCCAAGGCACUUGUGCCCACCUGCCUUCCCACACCCUCACUAUCCAGAAAAGGGGAAAAGCCUAAAGAUGACACACCUUCCUCCCUACUCAGGCCUCGUCGGCGGUGGCUUUGAUUGUCUUGUGUUUUUUAUAGGGGCCGAAGAGCAGUUGAUUUUUUUUCAAAGUCUAGUGUUUCUCUGAAGGUUCUACAUCUCUACACAAGAUAUGCAUUCUUCUGGUCACCUAGGGAUCUUCCAAGUGUGAUAUUACUUUCAGAGAAUUCAGACAAGUGAGAAACAAUAACGUAGGAGUCAGCAAAGCAGAAUUCAGAGACGUCAGCCCAUCAGUGCUGCUCUGAGAGGAUCCAGUUAGAGACUCAGUAUCAGCAGUCAGAACUUACCUCACUCCUGUGAACUUUCAGGCUGGACUUAAAGCUGCCAAGCUUCUCCUGCAGGGAAGGAAACACUGCCUCCCUUCAGCAGGUAGCUCAUUAGAAAGCCAAACAGGCAGACGAUCCUGGCCUCUCCCGCCAGCUGACUGCUCUUCAGCAUCCACGCGGUUGUAGUCGUGACUUUCUCAGUCACGAUCAAGGGUGAUUUUUUCUUAAAUAUCAAGCUGUUCUUUGAAUAGGGAAUGACAUGAGUUUUUGUAACGUGACUGAAGUUGAGUUUAAGUAGGAUGCGCAGGAAGUUCCCAAGUGCCAGGUGUGUGUAGCUCAGAGGUCCUUUUACAGUGAGGUGUCUCUCACUGGGGGAGCUUCCAGGAUCCUGAGCAGACUGGACACAAUCAUCUCUCCCUUCCUCUAUGUCAAGCACUCUUAUAAAAGACUGAGCAAAUUUCCAUCUAAAUAUUAGUAAUCCUGAAGAAGAGGCAAAACCGUUGAAUGCAAGUGAUACCUAUUGUUGAAGAAACCCACAAAUUUCUGAUUCUAAGAUCAGGCAGUACAACAAAAUCUACAAGUCAUUUCAAAUAGCACACAGGAAUCAAACUUUGGUAAGUAAUUUCUGAUGCACAAUUAAAAUAUAUUGUAGCACUAUGUUAAUUAUAUUAAAUGUUGAUUCAUCUUGAAUGUAUUCUCAAUUGCCUACCAAGAAUUGGUAUGAUUAUCAUUUCUGGGUCUAUUGAUUUUUCAUCAUGGCAACAGAAAUUGUCAUUAAAUAGAAUAAGAUACAA
This is a messenger RNA of Nomascus leucogenys (northern white-cheeked gibbon), 3694 nucleotides long. RefSeq names its product NOP2/Sun RNA methyltransferase family member 7 (gene NSUN7). Lineage: Eukaryota; Metazoa; Chordata; Mammalia; Primates; Hylobatidae. The record is from RefSeq and is a predicted model, not a curated record. Gene Ontology annotation, molecular function: methyltransferase activity.